Messenger RNA from Symbiodinium sp. CCMP2592, 276 nucleotides. The record is from the annotation of a GenBank genome assembly. NCBI's taxonomy places the organism in Eukaryota, Dinophyceae, Suessiales, Symbiodiniaceae.
AUGAAGGCUUCCGGGCAUUCAGAAGCUGGUGGCCAGCGCUGCGAGGGAGACCGACGAGGCGCACUCGGAGGCUCUCCGCACGAGGAAGCUAGCUCGCAGGGCCUUCAAAAACGCCUUGUCUGGGGCUCUCAAGGAGGCAGAGGAGCAAGGCAAGAACUUGAUCACCGAGCCACUCAUGGCUUCUCUGGAGGCAGUGCGGGGUCCCCGUGCGAUCGUGACGCCCUGGUCGAGUCACGCAGCGCAUCCGCCUGGUCUGUAUUGCCAGAAGGUUUGUGA